Molecule: messenger RNA, 213 nt
Organism: Penicillium lagena
Lineage: Eukaryota; Fungi; Ascomycota; Eurotiomycetes; Eurotiales; Aspergillaceae
Exons: 1
Coding region: 1-213 (70 amino acids)
Source: RefSeq, a predicted model, not a curated record
AUGCGCUCCAUCCGGCUCCUAUCACUCGUUGCUCUACCCGCCGUUUGCGGCAACCCGUCCACCCAGAGCCCUGCCGGCUGCAUCCGCCGGACUCACAUUAUUCGGCCCUCAACUCCCAGCGAUUCGUGCCAUCAUGCUCCAGUCGGGAUUCGGCUGAUUCUCGGGCCCGUGCACUUCGGCAGUUGUCCUGUACUCUACUCUGUGCCAGUUUGA